AUAAAAGGGGGCGUAUCUUGUAGGUUUAGACCAUCACCGUCUUGCAUCAGAAUAGCAAAGAGAAGGAGAUGUGUAAAACAGACUCAAGAAGAGAGAUCCGGGUACACAAAGCUAACUCUCUAAAUUAGCGAAUUGAGUGUUCAAUAUUCCACGUGCGGGGGCGUUUCUUCUAAAUAGCGCACAGCUCACCUCCUCGAGUGUGUACGAGUAAGCUGGCGGCCACUGACAAGCCUGCUGACUAACUCUAACGCUCUAGGAGGAAAGGACGGAGGCUUGGCUCGGCAGGAGUACCGAUGGGUGGAGGGAGAAACGGACGCUACAUGAAGUGGCUGGUAGCCUUGCUAGUGUUUCUGGGUACGGUGUACGUGUUCUACCAGUACCGCGGACUGAGUAGCUCCUUGCGAGAGAAGGAGGAGGAGCUGGAGCGAUUGGAGGACCUUCAAAGUCGCCUAGGAGACCAGCUGAAAGAUUUGGCUGGAAGCCACACCUCCAUGCAAGAUGAGCUAAAGUUGGAAAGGGUUAAUCAUCAUCGGACCAGAAUGGAGAAGAGCGCACUGGACAAACAAUGCCAGGCAGACCUCAAGUCCCUGAAGGAAACUGCAGACUCGGAAAAAUUCAAGCUGGAGCAGGAGCGAGAAAAUUGCAAGAUGGAGAUGGAGGAAAUGAAGGAUUCGAAGCAGAGAAUACAGACUCAGCAGGAUUCUCUACUAUCGCGCUACGAUGAAGACAUUGCUGCCUGCGAAAAGGAAAAAAACCGAAACGCAGAGAGACUUGGUUCGUACGUGACAGAUAUAGCAAAGGGCAACACUGCAAAACAGAGGGCCGAGGCUGAGUUGACACAAUGCAACACCCAACUGGCAGCAUUAGAAGACAGUCUCCACAUGAAGGACUUCCGAUAUUCCUCACUUCAAAACGAUCUCCUCAAUUGCCAGGAGGACCUGCAAACUAUGACCUCACAAAAGGAAAAGAUUGAAGAAGAAAUGGAGGAACUGAAGCGACAAGGUCUUCCCGGGAAAAUGGCGGGAAACAUGGAUCACCUGACUGACAAAGACGCGCUGUUUAAGGCCAUGUCUGAGAAACUGAGUCGCGGGGAGCUACUGAACGAGCAUGAGAAAAAGAUUCUCGAGCUACUGAAAAACGGACCCCCCGAGGAAGGGGACCAGAAAUUUGACACCUGGGGGGCUAGAAACGCGAGGCAGAAUCCCUAUGUCAGUGACGGAGGAGAGAGGGGUGGGAAAGCUCAGCGGUUCCCCCAAAUUCCCCACGGGCAGCCCCCCGCUGCUCAGAAAUUCAGACCCCCAGUGGGGGAUGGAAGAUUCCCCGGUUACAAUCCAGUUGGUGGUGGAGGUCGUGGAAUGGAACCGAAUCUGGGGCGUGUCCCUGGUGGAAUGGGAACGAAACGGAGCUCCAGCGAGAAACAGCAACUCCCGGAGCUCGCCGAGCAAGAGGAGGUGAAAGAGCUACAGAUUGAGGACCAAGAGCCGCAAGGAAGGGUAGCGGGUGUCGGUGUAGCAGGGAGAGAGGGAGGAGGGGAGGACGGAGAUCAAGGAAUGGACGAGCAGGCAUUUGACCCGGAAGAGAAGAAACCGGGGGAGGAGGAGGAGGAGGAAGAGAGGGAUUACAAUUUCGAUCAGGUUCAGGAGAAGCCGGUUGAAAAUCUCAAUCUUCCGGUUCCUGGAGGAGGACAAGGUGGAGCAAAUCCAGAUCCUCACAGAGUGGUGGUGGAUGGAGGUGGAGCCAAGGUUCACUCUCCUCCAAAGUUUGAGAAUCCCGACACGGCCUUUGACAACCCGGACCAGAUGAAUGAGCAGGAAGAACUGGAGAAAGAACAAAACGGAGAAGAAGAGGAAGGCAUGAAUAACGACGAGUUGGCACACAGGCAGUUUGAAGAAGACAUGAGAAUGGACCGGGAGGAGAGACUGAGGAUUAAGGCCGUUCCCAGGGGUCGCGGUAUGGAACAGGGGCAGCGGGGAUGGAAUGGGGACCGUGGUGGUAUGGAACAGGGACAGCAGGGGGUGGAUUAUGUAAUGAGACAAGAGAUGAAUGUCAACGACCAGAGGAGAAAGGAAGUGAGCAAUCAACUCGAGAUUGAAGAGCUACAGAGAAGAUUGAACCAACCACGUUUCGGACAGAGAGACAAUCUUAGAUGAUGAGAAACGUAAUAAUUAUUUCCUACUCUCAAUUCAUACAUGUGUCUCAAUAUUUUGAUUUGUAUCAUUACAGAGAAAAUCAGAUUUUUUUUCAUGCACAUUUUGUGAGGGAAGAGAGCCCACCAGCUAAUUACAUUGUUGUCCAUAUUAUGUCUGUGUAAUGACCGGCUGUUAGCAAUGGGCGGAACCGUUAACAAACGAACAUACACCAUAUGAACACGAGGUGUCUGUCUCACCUCCCAGACACCUCAACUCACCCCUUCCACCAUGCAGCGACACCCUGCAGCUCCCCAGACGC
This is a messenger RNA of Geodia barretti, 2448 nucleotides long. Lineage: Eukaryota; Metazoa; Porifera; Demospongiae; Tetractinellida; Geodiidae. The record is from the annotation of a GenBank genome assembly.